UAGAUAUAGGUAGGCCUCGACUCUUUCUUCAUCUGUUUAUUCUUUGGUUCUUUUUUGUUUGGAAUAUGUUCUUGAGGUUUAUGCGUGGUUCGAGCACUUCCAAAAUUAUGUGUUUAGCGCGGGGUGGUGGCUACUCCCCAACCACUGCCCAAUCGCGCCACCCCGCCGCACUGCAACUUCACCGCGGGGUGUGCCACAUGUCGGGAAGGCGCCUCCGUUGGAAGCUCGGGAUGAUGCAGUUGCUCAGUGGAUUAAGGCAGCGCUACUGCCUGUGGCGCCUCCGCCGCCUGCUGGGCGUGGCCUUCGACGAGGGCGGAUUCCAGGAGGGCACUCGCCAGGCGGCGGCCACCAUGAUCGAGGCAGUGCGUCAAGCGGACUGGCCCUGCAUCCGGAGCUGCUGCACGGAGCGCGGAUCGGCGGACAUAUACGGGUUGUCCCAGGUGCGCAGUUCCUAUGCCAGCUUGGUGCGCUUCCAGAGGGAGCACCUGAGACACGCCCUCCCGGUGAGAGUGGUUCGUCGGUGGAUCGAUGGACGCAGCUAUGUGCUGGUGGACAUGCUCUUCGUGGGCCUGCGGAAUCUGCUGGAUCUGGGCAGUGCCCAGGAGAAGCAGGAAAUGAUCCAGCAGAUUCAGGGCGUCCUGGCAGACGCGCAGAUCGAGGAUCAGUUCGAUCCCAACCAUUGCCGCCUAGCCAUAGCCGAGUUGGUGCUCACCUUCUGCAAGGAACUGGGGGAGUCCUCCAAAGUGGAUCCUCCAGACCCCGAAUCGGAUGCAGGUCAAGAUGUUGCAAAUGGAGAGCGGGAGAAUGGCUGGCUUGUGGACUCCUACAAAGUGCACCGCUUCAAGCUGAUUAGCUUCAGUCCCAAAACACUCAACUUUCGCGUUAUAGAAUUUCUGAAACCGGUUCAGCAAAAGUAGCCCGAGUUGUCGCUGUUUAUAAGGUGAUUUUGGUGAGGCCCUCGAAGCAAUUGCAGUCACGUGCCAGUCAAUCUUGGUUCAACGAUCUCUAUAGCCGAAUUAUCAUUAUUUUGGGCGAGUUUGCCGACAGUCACUCUCCGGCGAACAUUGCGCGACUCUGGUCUGAAGAUAACUGAUCCGUUUGGAGGGCAACCCCAUAUACUUAUGGCUACACUUCGGGAGGUGUGUUAGGUGUCAGCUAGCACUGUGAUUUCAGUAAAGUUUUUUCCAUGUGUAA
Drosophila biarmipes is the source of this 1194-nucleotide messenger RNA. RefSeq lists its product as uncharacterized. Gene Ontology annotation, cellular component: mitochondrial inner membrane. The transcript has a single exon. The record is from RefSeq and is a predicted model, not a curated record. Lineage: Eukaryota; Metazoa; Arthropoda; Insecta; Diptera; Drosophilidae. Gene Ontology annotation, molecular function: ribosome binding. Bases 66 to 917 code for a protein of 283 amino acids. Gene Ontology annotation, biological process: protein insertion into mitochondrial inner membrane from matrix; inner mitochondrial membrane organization.